AAUCGGAUCGUCCAAUUUGAAUACGCAAUCCGUGCAUGUUCAAAACACCUGAGGCGGAACAAAGAACCACAGACAACCACUCCCCUCCCCUACUACGAACUUUACCGGACGACUUUUCUCUGUUCUACCGGGGCCAAAGCCACCUCUCACCGCCCACAGACGACCAUGUCGACCGAGAAAGACGUCGAGGCACUCGCUUCCAACUUCGACACCGAAGAACCACCCUCCUACGGCACCGUCGACAACAAAACCGACGCAGGCCCUCCCUCAUAUUCCUCGCUGUAUGGGGAAAUCAAAAAGGCUAGCGAAGAAUCCGAUGGAAACGUGGACUUCGCUAAGAAGGCAUCAGCCCUCAUAGCAGGCAGCGUCGGCUGUACUAUAGGUAUAGGGUUCAUGCUAGCCCUCCCAAUCGCUUAUAUAGUGAUCGGAGCGGUGUACCUACACGACUGCACGAUCCAGCGCAUGAUCCCGAUCUAUCUGAUCGUCAUGGGAUCUUUCUCGGCCGCCAAGAACAUCAUGUCGCUCGGGGAGAGGUUCCGCAACCACCGAGAGAAUGAGACCGAGAAGAACGCCAAGCCGAACCCCCUGGACGGUCUCCUUGGAUGUUUCAUCCUCGCUUGGUUCAUCGCUGGAAACGUGUGGAUCUACUCCGUGUACACGACCGUGAACAUGAAGGAUGCGACCGAUGCCAACUACUGCCAGCCUACGCUGUAUCUGUUCGCUUUUUGGGCUACCACGGUUACCUACAUAUUCCUUGGGGUCAUGAUGUGCUGUUGCUGCUGUGCUGCAGUCGUAUUCGGAUCCGCAGCUGCAAGAUCUGAACAAUCGUAGAUAAAGGUGAACUAGUGUUACACUUGUUGAACGUUAGUUCUCAAGUACUAUUUUGGUUACUACAGAAUUCUGUAGUUUUUUGCUUAUGUGUGUUAAGGGUUAUUGUAUAGGUGUAACGCCCCUUUUGGGCCCCAACUACUUAGCACAUAAGCCUGUGCCAUACCAGUUUGACAAGUAAAUUGUAGACUGUCUAUCGUACACAUUAUCUGAUAUUUGAGAUAGUAAUUAUACUAAAUACACAGCCGUCUUCCAAUCACGAUUUUUCCAUUUAGUAGGUUACUGUUUAUGUUACUUAUACUUAGUAUACUGUAGUACAAAUAUGCUGAAUCUCAAUAUUUAUACGCCAACAAUUUGUUUACAGUACAUGUAUUUUGAACAAAGCGUGCUUCUCAACAUAUAACAUUGCCUAAUUUCUGUGACAUUAUACGAAUACAUUUUUGAUAACUUUAUUAUAUUUAAGCCAAAACAUAUUUUGCAAAACCUGCAUAUGAAAAGUUGCUUUGGAGAAAUUUGAAUACAAAGUGGCUUGGACAUUUGAGAGAUUUCCAGUGUAUUUCAAAUAUAAAUCAACUAGUGUCAUGUAGGAUUGUAGACUACAUAACAAUGAUGAGGUGGUGAGAUAAAACGGUAUUCUUCAAACAGUGUUGAUGAUUUUGUUUUUAUUCAAUCAUUCAAAAUAACAGUCUACCAGUUAACUAGAUGUCCAUGGCGCUAACUGAAUUGCACUGUUCACCAAAGUACAUUUGUAAUACAAUUUGUACUGAGCCUUUAACAAACGUGUUGCAGUCAAGCCGCUAUGGGGCAAGUACAUUGUAUUAGCCGC
This is a messenger RNA of Branchiostoma floridae (Florida lancelet), 1654 nucleotides long. RefSeq names its product transmembrane protein 272-like. Bases 166 to 831 code for a protein of 221 amino acids. The transcript is spliced from 2 exons. The record is from RefSeq and is a predicted model, not a curated record. Lineage: Eukaryota; Metazoa; Chordata; Leptocardii; Amphioxiformes; Branchiostomatidae.